Rosa rugosa (rugosa rose) is the source of this 579-nucleotide messenger RNA. RefSeq names its product probable disease resistance protein At5g63020. The transcript has a single exon. Gene Ontology annotation, molecular function: ADP binding. Lineage: Eukaryota; Viridiplantae; Streptophyta; Magnoliopsida; Rosales; Rosaceae. Gene Ontology annotation, biological process: defense response to other organism. The coding region runs from base 1 to 579 and encodes 192 amino acids. The record is from RefSeq and is a predicted model, not a curated record.
AUGGAUUCAAUAAUCCGAUCUGCUUUGAGAGGUAAAAAGUUUGUGUUGCUUUUGGAUGAUGUGUGGAGGCCCAUUGAUCUGAAAAAAGUUGGAGUACCUGAUCCUCAUAUUACAAACAGCAAAGUCAUAUUCACUACUAGUGUUGAGGGGGUGUGCACCCAAAUGGGUGGCAAGAAGCAUAAAGUAAUGUGUUUGCCAUGGGAGGACGCAUGGAGUUUGUUCAAGCAGAACGUUAACAAAGUGGAAGACAUACUUUCUCUUUAUCCAGAUAUUCCUGGCUUGGCUGAAUCUGUUGCUAAAGAGUGUGCCGGAUUGCCUCUCGCCCUCAUCAUUGUCGGUAGCGACAUGUCUUGUAGGAAGACAGCAGGUGAUUGGAGAAAAUCCCAUCGUGAUUUGAGGACCUCUGCUGCAAAAUUUGAAGAUAUGGAACAGAAAGUCUUCCAUCUUCUUACGUUCAGUUAUGACAAUCUUGCUAGUAAGCAAUCGAAGUCUUGUUUCUUAUAUUGUGCUCUAUAUCCGGAAGAUUUUUCUAUUCAUAGAAAUGAAUUGAUUUAUAAAUGGAUGGGCCAUAGUAUGUGA